Messenger RNA from Amoebophrya sp. A120, 3855 nucleotides. The record is from the annotation of a GenBank genome assembly. Lineage: Eukaryota; Dinophyceae; Syndiniales; Amoebophryaceae.
AUGCUGGCCGACCGCGAGUAUCCUGUGCAACUGCAGUAUCGCAUGUGAUUAAAUUCCAGUACUGCAACAUGAUAUGUCUCGUUUCUACCAGUGCCAUAGCCGAACCGGCACUUCAAAAUUUCGUUUUGCUACAAUUUCCUUCAUAUGAAAUCCAAUGUCGUUGGAAUUUGUACUACCACAUUGAUGCACAUGCAGCUUGCGCAGUGCAUAACAAUGGUGCGGAAGGGGACGAGACGCAGGGGGAGGUCGAGGACAAGGACACGGCGCAAACACUUCACCUACUCUCGUAUCUGCUUCCUCUCUAUCAAAUGUAGACAUGUCUGGGCCUGGAAGAGUCCGCGUGUUUGUCAUGCACCUUCUACAGCUGCAGAUAGCUUUGCUGCGUGCUGCAUUCGAGACACUUAUUAUAGGUGUCUGGAAUGCUCGCAAAGCAUAUACAGUUUUAUUUGCGAAGCUUUCUUAUUCUUGUUUGAUGCCCCUUAUUGUGCAUUGGAAAUUCGCUAUCUGUGCAACAACGGUUGGGCAGCUUUCGGCACUCACACAACACAGAUUUUUUUUUAAGUCUUUAUCCGCUCGAGAAUUUUAGCAUUACAAGUUGGAACUCUUCCAGACCCAGAUCUAUAGUAUCUAUUUGCAAUUCAUACUUUCUGCCGGCUUGCAAAAACCAGUAAGAAGUCGUACUUCGACGUAGAAGUUGUGCGCGGCGGUUCCGGAAAAAUAGAAAUGGCCACACAGUGCAGCGUCGCUCUCAAGUGGCUGAAGAACCUAGGUGCCCAGCUCAGCGAGCGAUGCGGGGUAGCGGAGGACGGAGAGAGCGGCCUUUGGGAUUUCCCGCCGGACGAGAUCGGAAAGGCCGUCAUGGAGCCACUCGGCGCGGCGAUUGGCCCCGGGUCCGGCAGGGAUUUCACGUUCUACGCCGACGCGAAGGCCCUCGGGUUCCCUUUGGUGCAGUUCCACAUCCUGCCGGGAUACACGCUGCUCCGGACAUGCAGCAUGGCUUACGUAGCUGCGCCAAUGGUCUCAAUUGGAACGACAGCGGAAAUGCUACGGCGGGGGCCCUGGUUUGUUGCCUCCCUUCCCGCUUUCGGCAGUUGAAAGCAAAGGAAAUUACCAAAGGGCGCCGCGGGUUUUCUGCGUUGGCCAAGGGGAUGGAAUUUUUGCAAACAAAAGCGGCGGAACGGUAAGAAACCGCCCGGGAGACCGACAGCGGAAGUGCUACGGUGGGGGCCCUGGUUUGUUGCCUCCCUUCCCGUCUUCGGCAGUUGAAAGCGAAGGAAAUCGAGCAAGGGCGUCGCGGGUUUUCCGAUUUGGCCAAGGGGAUGGAAUUUUUGCAAACAAAAGUGGCGGAGCGGUAAGAAGCCGCCCGGGAGGCCGAGAGCGGAAAUGCUACGGCGGGGGCCCUCGUUUGUUGCCCCCCUUCCCGCCUUCGGCUGUUGAAAGCAUACAAAGGAAAUUGCCAAAGGGCGGCGCGGGUUUUCUGAUUUGGCCCAGGCGGUGAAAUUUUUGCAAACAAAAGCGGCGGAACGGUAAGAAACCGCCCGGGAGACCGGAGGCGGAAAUGCUACGGCGGGGGCCCUGGUUUGUUGCCCCCCUUCCCGUCUCCGGCAGUUGAAAGCAAAGGAAAUCGCCAAAGGGCCGCGCGGGUUUUCCGAUUUGGCAAAGGGGAUGGAAUUUUUGCAAACAAAAGUGGCGGAGCGGUAAGAAACCGCCCGGGGGACCGAAAGCGGAAACGCUACGGCGGGGGCCCUGGUUUGUUGCCCCCCUUCCCGUCUUCGGCAGUGGAAAGCAAAGGAAAUUGCCAAAGGGCCGCGCGGGUUUUCCGAUUUGGCCAAGGGGAUGAAAUUUUUGCAAACAAAAUUGGCGGAACGGUAAGAAGCCGCCCAGGAGACCAAGAGCGGAAAUGCUACGGCGGGGGCCCUGGUUUGUUGCCUCCCUUCCCGCCUUCGGCAGCCAGUUGCUUGGACGGAAAGGAAAUUACCAAAGGGCGCCGCGGGUUUUCUGAUUUGGCCCAGGGGAUGAAAUUUUUGCAAACAAAAGUGGCGGAACGGUAAGAAACCGCCCGGGAGACCGAGCGCGGAAAUGCUACGACGGGGGCCCUGGUUUGUUGCCCCCCUUCCCGUCUUCGGCAGUUGAAAGCAAAGGAAACUGCCAAAGGGCCUCGCGGGUUUUCCGAUUUGGCCAAGGGGAUGGAAUUUUUGCAAACAAAAGCGGCGGAGCGGUAAGAAACCGCCCGGGAGACCGAAAGCGGAAACGCUACGGCGGGCGGGGGCCCUGGUUUGUUGCCCCCCCUUCCCGUCUUCGGCAGUUGAAAGCAAAGGAAACCGCCGAAGGGCCUCGCGGGUUUUCCGAUUUGGCCAAGGGGAUGAAAUUUUUGCAAACAAAAGUGGCGGAGCGGUAAGAAACCGCCCGGGAGACCGAGGGCGGAAAGGCUACGGCGGGGGCCCUGGUUUGUUGCCUCCCUUCCCGCCUUCGUUCGGCAGUUGAAAGCAAAGGAAAUUGCCAAAGGGCGUUGCGGGUUUUCUGAUUUGGCCCAGAAGAUGAAACUUUUGCAAACAAAAGUGGCGGAACGGUAACAAACCGCCCGGGAGACCGAAAGCGGAAACGCUAUGGCGAAGGCCCUGGCUUGUUGCCUGCCUUCCCGACCGUCUUCGGCAGUUGAAAGCAAAGGAAAUCGCCAAAGGGCGGCGCAGGUUUUCUGAUUUGGCCAAGGGGAUGGAAUUUUUGCAAACAAAAGAGGCGGAGCGGUAAGGAACCGCCCGGGAGACCGACGGCGGAAAUGCUACGGCGGGGGCCCUGGUUUGUUGCCUCCCGUCCCGCCUUCGAUCGGCAGUUGAAAGCAAGCAAAGGAAAUUGCCAAAGGGCGUCGCGGGUUUUCUGAUUUGGCCAAGGGGAUGGAAAUUUUGUAAACAAAAGGGGCGGAACGGUAAGAAACCGCCCGGGAGCCCGAAAGCGGAAACGCUACGCCGGGGGCCCUGGUUUGUCGCCUCCCUUCCCGCCCGGCAAAGGAGAUUGCCAAAGGUUAGCGCGUGUUCUCUGAUUUGGCCAAGGGGAUGAAAUUUUUGCAGACAAAAGUGGCGGAACGGUAAGAAACCUACCGCCCGGGAGACCGAAAGCGGAAACGCUACGGCGGGGGCCCUGGUUUCUUUGUUGCCUCCCUCCCCGCCUUCGGCAGUUGCAAGCAAGCUAAGGAAAAUGCCAAGGGGUGUCUUGGGUUUUCUUAUUUGGCCCAGGGGAUGGAAUUUUCGCAAACAAAAUUGGCGGAACGGUAAGAAACCGCCCGGGAGACCGAAAGCGGAAAUGCUACGACGGUCCCCCCUGCCGCAAGGGGGGGGGCUGCGAAGUGCGCACGCGCGCGCAGUUGCAAAAGCGGCAAGGCAGCGGCCGGCCCUCUCCCAUGCCAGGCAAGGCAGUGCCGCUGGCGGUUCCGUUGCGUUUUCUUUUUCCUUCGGCGAUGUUACGCGGCACAAGUUUGCGCAUACCAUGUCGCGCGCGGUCUUUAAUCAGAGCGAGGCCGACUCUUUUCCAACGGUGUUCAUACAUUGGCGAGGCGUUUAUUGGUCUCCCGCCUGAAAUCAAAGCCGAUCCAAUUGAGAUCAUUGGGCCAGUUGCGCAAGCCAUAGGGGCCUCAUGCGGCUUCAUAGCGGCGCGGCAGCGGAAGUCAGCAAAAAGCUCGGGCUUUGCUGAGAAAGGUCUGCAGGGCUAUCGGGUUUGUAGCAUUUGCUUCAGGGUUAUCCGAGGGAGAGGCACCACCUCAGUCACACUUGAGCACUUUUGCAGCACGAUAGUAGGGGGCGCGCACGCGUAGAACAUUCAAGAUUCAUGCGUGGCAGCUUUGCUGCCCCUUCCUGUUUCGAG